Messenger RNA from Notolabrus celidotus (New Zealand spotty), 5728 nucleotides. Its product is annotated as protein O-GlcNAcase. Gene Ontology annotation, biological process: glycoprotein metabolic process. NCBI's taxonomy places the organism in Eukaryota, Metazoa, Chordata, Actinopteri, Labriformes, Labridae. The transcript is spliced from 17 exons. Gene Ontology annotation, molecular function: beta-N-acetylglucosaminidase activity. The coding region runs from base 470 to 2890 and encodes 806 amino acids. The record is from RefSeq and is a predicted model, not a curated record.
CCUAAACUCUGAGUACCAGGGGUUUGGUAGGAGGUGCCCUUUUUUGUUCAUUUCACCCCUACCCCUCAGACAACCUGAGUACCACUGUCAGCACUCCUUGAAACGGUCUAAAAAUACCCAUGGUCACCACAGCAUUAAGUAGGAAAAAUAUCUCUGUAGUUUUUUUUUCUGAAUGUAAAACAGAAAAAAAAGAAAAGGAAAAAAAAAACCUUUAUAUGUUCGCACUCAUUUUUCAUUUUUCCCCGUCUCCUUUUGUGUGCGAGUGCUCGAAUAUUGGAGCAACUUCUGAGUUCCUGAACGCAGCACGACGCUCCAUCGAUGAGAAGGUGAGGGAGGAGAGGGGAAGGAGGCAGAUGAAGGAGAAACAUGACGGAUAUCCAUGGUAUCUGAGCUGACUCGCCGAGCACAUCGUCUUCCCUCGCGUAUUUGGGGCCGACUGCAGGCGUCGGGAGGCUGCGGCUGGGAAUAAAUGGAGGAGGAGAAGCAGUUCCUCUGUGGGGUGGUAGAAGGUUUUUAUGGGAGACCAUGGUCUAUGGAUCAGAGGAAAGUUCUCUUUCAAUGGAUGCAAUGCUGGGGGUUAAACACCUACUUAUAUGGCCCGAAAGAUGACCUCAAACACAGACUGUUGUGGAGAGAGGUCUAUUCUCCUGAGGAAGAGGGUCAGUUACGUACUCUUAUAUUGGAGGCCAAAUCAAGAGGACUGAGGUUUGUUUAUGCCCUCUCACCUGGUCAGGAUAUCGUCUUUUCUUCUGCUUGUGACCUGACACUACUCAAACGAAAGCUGAGACAAGUAUCUGACCUCGGUUGUCAGGCUUAUGCCAUUCUCUUUGAUGACAUCGAUCACUCCAUGUGUCAGGCUGAUAGUGAGGCCUUUUCAUCAUUCGCCCAUGCUCAGGUUACUUUAACCAAUGAGAUCUAUCGGUUCUUGGGUGAACCACCCACCUUCCUAUUCUGCCCUACAGAGUACUGUAGUUCACUGUGUUCUCCCAGUGUUUCCAAGUCGCCAUACCUGCAGACUGUUGGAGAGGAUCUGCUGCCUGACAUUACUGUAGUAUGGACAGGCAGUAAAGUGAUCUCCAGGAGACUUUCGGUAGACUGCCUGGCUGAGGUGGAGUGUGUCCUUCAGCGUCCCCCCCUCAUCUGGGAUAACCUGCACGCUAAUGACUAUGACUCAAGACGUCUCUUUCUGGGGCCUUUUAAGGGCCGAGAGCCUAAGCUGAGGAGCCACCUGAGAGGCCUGUUACUCAACCCCAAUUGCGAGUUUGAAGCCAACUAUGUCCCCCUACAUACGCUGGGAAGCUGGUUAAGAGCUGGACAAUGGGAGAGAAAAGAUGAGGAGUGUGAAUACUGUCCAGAUAAAGCUCUGUCUGCUGCACUACAUGACUGGAUGGAAGAACUCAACCAACCACUACAAGCAGGUCGGCAGCCUGCACAAGCAGACCAGCGGUCCUCUGCUCCAGCAUUUCGUUCCAAAACUUCAGACAGAUUUGAAUGCCCCGCCACCAUCAGAGGAUCCUCUCCCGUGGCCAAACUUCCUGUUUUCCCCCUGAACUCCAGCUCUCCCCCAUCAUCUCCAACUAAAGUCAGGGGGCUGAGGGAAGGAUUAGAGGGGGAGAAGAUGAGGUCAAAUCAGCCUUAUCCACCUUAUCCACAACUUCCAGGACCCAGACCUGAAGCGCCAUUAGGCGGAGGCAGGGGGCAGAAGGCCCAAAGUCGAGGGCAAUGUGGUGGAAAGGGCCUACUAAGUGAGGCCCAAGUACGACUGCUGGUUGGUCUUCAUUAUCUACCCCAUGAGCACGGCCCCUCUGCCCAUAAACUGUUGCAGGACCUAACCUGGCUCAAAACCAACUGUCACUUGGUUUGUGCUAAUAGCAAUAAGGCGCCACCUCAGAAGAUUGAUGAGUGGCGUAGCAGGGCUUCCAGAUUCCUGUCCUUAUGUCAAGACAUAGUCCAACUCCACAACAGCGUGGUUGGUGGGGCCAACAGGGCUGUGCUCUAUGACCUUUACCCAUAUGUGUGGGACCUGAGAAACACAGCUCUGGUCGCCAAAGCCUUCAUAUGUUGGCUGGAUGGACGAGUGUUGAGUGAUGGCUCCUCCCUUGGCACAUGGAGGAACUGUUUCCACUGGUGUGGAAAGUCUACAGGGGCAGACCUACAGGGAAUAGAGUCAGAACCAUGGGUGUUCAAAGGGGGUGUGUCAGGAGAGGUGCAGAUGCUUCUCCCAAUAGGUAGCUGCAGCGAACUUUUCACCCAUCCUCCUCCUCUCUUCCCAACCUCUCGUCUCUAUAACAUCAGGCCCUUUCAAAGCAAGGACAAGGUGGAGUUGUAUCGGAUUGUGCGACAGCUUUACAUUAGAUCUCAGCAUGGCCAAGAAUCCAUCGUGAUUCACCCAGAUGUGGUAGGAGACAGAUGUCUCGGACCAUGCCUGGCGUUGUGCCCAGAGUAUAGUUUUACCCUGGAGGACGAGCUGGGUGUGUGUGGCUGUGUGUUGGGUAUCUUGGAUGUUCGCUCUUUUGCCAAGCGUUGCCAGGCCAGCUGGCUGCCUGCCAUGAGGGACAAAUACCCUCACAAAGGGGGUAACCCCAACACACAGGACUUGAUCAAGCUGAUGGAGGAGGACCAGGGAGAGUACCCAGAUUCUCUCCUCUAUCACUUCCCUUCUCAGCUGCGCCUGGAUGCCUUGCCUGAGCUGGUGGAUAUCAGCAUCAGCCGCACCCUCCUGAACGCCCUCCUCACUGCACUUAAGGCCAAUGGUUCUCAGGGUGUGUUCUGCGAGGUGCAGCCGACAGACCGACAGAGGCUGGAGUUCUUGACAAAACUGGGCUUUUUGGAGAUCCUCAGAGGAGAAGCCAGGAGCAGAGAGGGACUGGUGCUGGGAAGGCUGCUCUGAAACACACACACACACACACACACACGCACGCACACACACACACACACACACACACACACACACACACACACACACACACACACACACACACACACACACACACACACACAAACACACACACACAUCAUCUGCAGUACAGCAGCCCUUCUUUAGGACCAAUACUGAAUUCCUUUCAAGACAUGUUCUAGUUACAAAAUUAGCCAAGAGAACUCUGACAGAUUAAGAACUAGAGCUGGCGAUAUUAAAAACCCAUGUUAUCAUGAUAACAUUUUUCAUAUCAGUCGGUAUCAAUAAUUAUCAGGAUAAAUAUCAAAUCAUUGUUUCAUUUAAAUUUAAAGGCAGAUUUCUGCUCCUGAGUGAAAGUUUAAGAAGGUUUGUUAGCUUCUUGAAUAACUCAUUUUUGCCGGUGCAGGUUUCUUUUGUAAAAUGAGAUUUUUGUUUUGGAUUGGAAGUUUUAAUCUGUAGAUUUAAAUUUUUCUCAGGUUGAAGUAAUUUGGAUAUAUUUGUUUAAAUUAAUUAAAUAAUACAAAGAUAUAUCAUAUUGUAUACUGCUUGUGAGUUUAGUAAAUUACUGUUUUGGGUAGUGUACUGCUCUUUAAGAUUUUAUCAUGAUAAUUGUUGUUACCGAAUUAUCGCCCAGCCCUAUUAAAAACAUAAAAAAUAAGCUUUGAGUUUGAGCUGAGCUUUGACCUUUGGCAGAGCUGUGCUGAUCCUAGCCAAAUUCAAUCUUUGGCUUUAAGUUCCAACAUUUUAUCAAGAUACAAGGCAAUCAAUUUCACAAUAUGAGAAAGGAGCACAGCAGUGGAUCAGUAUUCUUGUACUGUUGGCAUGUGUUGUUUUCACAUAUGUCUCUGUUGGUGUAAAGUGGCCACAAUCAGUAUGUUACCAAACAUUUUACCAAAACAGAAUAAAGCACAGUGACUAUUCAACAAACGUUGUCAGGUAACAAUUUAAAAUUCCAAAUGAAGAGUUGGUUUACAUGUAUGUUGCUCUAACACAGCUGGAUGUGGAGGUAGAAGAAUGUUUUUAGAAAUGUUGCAAUUUUAAUGUAGGGAUAUCUUUACAGCUUGAGCCAGAGCUGGGCGAUAAAUAACACCCCCCCACCACUGGAAAGGGAGGGGACUCUAAUGUGCCCUAAAUGCUAGUUGCCACCCAACAGUAAACAGAAGAAGAAGAGAACCCUUAUGUUGCGUUCACACCAGACAAUAGUCUGUUGUUAUCAGACAAGGUUGAGCUUGCAGACAUUACAUGGGGAAGCCGGUUAUGCUAAAGGGGCAGAGCUAACUUCCUACUACAACCCAUAGCUGGAUUCAAGUGACAGACAAAGUUUUUCACAACUUCCCACAUAAUCCUCCUCACUCUCUGUCCUCACAGUGAGCUCCUGUUUAUUCCUGAUCCGAUAAAAAGUAGAUGGAGUCAAAUAGUUUAGGGAAGCUGCACAGCAAUAGAAUCAAAGUGUCACCGGAUGAUCUGCACACUGAUUGGCUAUCGCGGCACAAUAGAUUCGCUGGAGUUCAGAUAUUUCAACUCUUGAAUCAUUUGUGCAAAUAAUUCACGUCUUUACAUUGACUUUACAUGUAAUUCAUCCGCACAAAUGAUUUUAUUCGCGUUUGGUGUGAAUUAGCAAUCUUAAAGGGGUGUGCAGUACUCAAAACGAUACUCGACUAAACUGAUAUAAAGUAGACAAUUUGAUAUAUCUUGGUGGAAAAUUUGAAUGAAAUUAUGCACAUUUUCAGAAAAAAUAAGAAACUACAAACUAAAACUUUGCAAAAAUCUCAUUUUACACAAAAGAGCCGCUUCCUGUUAGCACCGUUAAAAAAAUGAUGGAUUUGAGAAGCUUUCCUGAAAACUAAAUCCAAGACACAAGCUAACAAACAGUCUGGUUUCUUCAACUUUCACUCAAGACCAAAAAUCUGCCUUUACAUUUAAAAAAAAUAAUGAUUUUAUAUUUAUCGUGAUAAUUAUCGAUAUUGACUGAUAUGAAAAUUUGUAUUGUGAUAACAUCUUUUUCCAAUAUCGCCCAGCUCUAGGUUGAUCCCUAAGUGAAAAAGAAAAGAAAAAAAAGAAAGACAACAAAUAAGUUAUUUUAGUUUUAAGUGAAAAUAGUUUGUAAAUGCAAUACUUCCACUGCACCAAGACAAUGAAAUUUUAGUGAGAAGGGAUAUGCAAAUUUUCAGUAAGUGGUGCUAUAUUAUCAUGAUGGUCACUUGAAGGACUUGCUUGUUUAUACUGCUAUGGAUUAUAAUGUGUACAACAGAAAACAGCAGUUUGAAGGCAGUUGGGCCUCAAGGAUCUCGCCUUCUGAAGAGAUACUGGAGCGAGGUUCUACAUGUUUGGGGGGUUGGGUGGGGGGGUUAACAUUUUCCAUUAUUAGCUGACCUCACCUCUAUUCUAAUUUUAUGAGUGGGUUUUUUGCCUGAUUUUUCUUAGAUUCAUGGUUUUCUAAGAUAUUCUAAAAAACAGAAAAAGAAAAAGUUUUAAGCUUCAGAGGUGCAUGAUGGUGGAUUUGUUACUUUUGAAUGCUAAGUAAUUUUUUUCUGAGUUUCAGUCUUUGUAGCUUCAAAUUUUUGGUACAAACGUAUCCUUAACUGACAUUUGGCAAGGCAGUGAAUAUUAUUUCACAGAUUGUUAACCCUUUAAAUUGAGAUUUAAUAAUCACAUGUGUAUUUAAUAAUCUCGAACUGUUGAUGUUGUGCUCUGCUUCCAAUGCUUGGUACAAAAAUGACAAUUCGCACACUUAUUGUUGGUUGAAUAGAGUCUGUAAACACUGGACGGAACAUGAUGUUACUGUUUGCACUUUGUAGUUUAAAUGAAUGUCUAAAUGCAUGAAGAACUAAA